Molecule: messenger RNA, 2399 nt
Organism: Copidosoma floridanum
Lineage: Eukaryota; Metazoa; Arthropoda; Insecta; Hymenoptera; Encyrtidae
Gene: ABCB7
Product: ATP binding cassette subfamily B member 7
Biological process (GO): transmembrane transport; intracellular iron ion homeostasis
Cellular component (GO): mitochondrial inner membrane
Molecular function (GO): ATP binding; ABC-type transporter activity; ATP hydrolysis activity
Source: RefSeq, a predicted model, not a curated record
AAUGCGCGCGGGCCUUUUCGUGACCUACAAAUAUUGAGAACGGGAGGACGUGACGGCUUACGUCCUCUCCUAUUUGCAGCGGCGUCAAGAAACCUCCAUAAGCACCAUGUCCCUCUUCCUGUGCGGGAAACUGCUGAGAAACUCCCAGGCCAGCAAAAACAUCAAGGUUACCUCUUUGCUCGACUUACCCUACCCGAUCAGCUGCUUGACAAGGCAUAUCGUCUGCACGAGAAGUACCACUGCCGCCCUCGUACACUCCAAGCUCGAUUAUUUUGGAGCUAGGUAUUGUAGUGGAAAUGUCAUUGAUAGAGCCCAAAAAAAAAAGAAUGUACCUCAAGCCAAGUCAAUCUUCACACCAGUCACACAGAACCUGGCGGUGGCGAGUAUUACUGGAGCCAAACUAGCUCAGCAAAAAAGAAACUGCUUCCAUCCAGGUGCGUCAAGUUUGAGCAGAGAAUCGCUCAAUCUCGGCACUGGUCCCGAUGUUACACCACGUGAGAUGGUCACAGCUAUGUUUGAGUUUAUAUGGCCCAAGAAUGAACCGGAAAUAAGGAACCGAGUUAAGCUAGCUUUAAGUCUUCUGAUUGGAGCAAAGUUACUCAAUGUAUCUGUGCCAUUUAUUUUCAAAUAUGCGAUAGACGUGUUUAACACCGCAGGCGCAUCUUCAAUGGCCACGGCUCCUGGAACUGUAGGCACCAUAGGAAUGACUCUGCUCGUUGGAUAUGGAGUAGCACGAUGCGGGGCAUACGGAUUCAACGAGCUUCGUAAUGCUGUUUUUGCCAAAGUUGCGCAACAUUCGAUCAGAAAAAUCGCCAAAAAUGUAUUCUUACAUCUCCACAAACUCGAUCUUGCAUUUCAUUUAAGCAAACAGACGGGUGCCUUGUCAAAGACGAUAGACCGAGGCAGUCGCGGUAUAAACUUUGUAUUAACAGCUAUGGUUUUCAAUAUUGUUCCUACCGUCUUUGAAUUAGCACUAGUCAGUACAAUAUUGGGCAUGAAAUGCGGAAUUGAGUACACGGGAGUUGCACUCGGAUGCGUUGGUACGUACGCUCUUUUCACUCUUGCUAUUACCCAGUGGAGAACCAAAUUUCGCAUGUACAUGAACAAGGCGGAAAACGAAGCAGGCAACAAAGCGAUAGAUUCGCUCAUUAAUUACGAAACAGUAAAGUAUUUUAAUAAUGAAAAAUUUGAGGCUGAAAGAUACGACUCGUCUCUAAAAAAAUAUGAAGCUGCGUCUUUAAAAACGAGUACCAGCUUGGCCUUACUGAAUUUCGGACAGCAUGCCAUUUUUAGCACAGCUCUAAGUUUAAUAAUGGUUUUAGCUGCCAGGGAUAUUGUUAAUGGAAAUUUAACCGUGGGAGAUUUAGUUAUGGUUAAUGGGCUGCUUUUCCAAUUGUCGAUCCCCCUCGGAUUUUUAGGUUCAGUGUACAGAGAAGUGAGACAAGCCUUUAUCGAUAUGCAGACAAUGUUUGCUCUGACGAUGAUGGAUCCCGCAAUAAAAAACAAAGUCAAUGCCGAGCCUUUUUUUGUUGUGCCACAAAAGUCUGAAAUUACCUUUGAUAAAGUAAACUUCCAGUAUGUGCCUGGAAAAAAUAUAGUCCAUGAUUUGUCCUUUACCAUCCCUAGUGGAAAGAAAGUAGCCAUAGUAGGUGGAUCUGGAUCUGGCAAAACCACCCUAGUCAGAUUGUUGUACAGAUUUUUUGAUCCCGCAAGUGGCAGCAUAUUGAUAAACAAUAAAAAUAUUAAAGAUGUUGACAUGGAGGAUCUUCGUCGCUCCAUUGCCAUUGUACCUCAAGAUUCAGUUCUCUUUCACGAAUCGAUAUUUUAUAACCUUCGCUACGGAAACUUAUCGAAAUCCGAAGAAGAUGUUUACAAAGCCGCAAAGAUGGCAAAUUUGCAUGAUGCCAUCAUGAAGUGGCCACAGGGCUACGAAACACCUGUGGGAGAACGAGGCUUGAAAUUAAGCGGAGGAGAGAAGCAACGCGUUGCCAUAGCUAGAGCGAUUUUAAAGGAUAGUCCGAUCCUGAUAUUUGACGAAGCUACUUCGUCCUUGGAUUCAAUCACGGAGCACCACAUACUUGAGGCUCUGCGACGCGCCACUGCCGGAAAGACUUCCAUCGUGAUUGCUCACCGUCUAUCUACGGUCAUAGAUGCCGAUGAAAUUUUCGUUUUGGACGGCGGAAAAGUAAUCGAACGAGGAAAGCAUUCAGAACUACUCAAAAUACCCAAUUCGUAUUACAGUAAAUUAUGGGAAGCUCAAUAUUUGAGUGCAAGUGAUGAAAGUACCACCAAAACAGCUACAUGACAAACUUAAAUUGUGUACAGUUAUAUUAUUUAUUGUUAUAAAAUUAAUGCGGUUUUAAAUUUACUUUAAAACUGUGGAAUAAUAAAUUAGUGUU